AUGGGUUACAACCGCUGGAUCUUCAUGGGAGUUCCCGACAACGACCCUUUAUGGUCCUCCGAGCAGCAAGAUCGCUGUUUCGGAGAGUAUUGCUGGAGGACGCGCGGAGCGCAGCACCACCCUAUAUCGUUCAGUUGUACGAGGCGACUCUCGCUAGCUACGAUCAAGCCGGAACUUAGGGAGAACGAGGAACAGCUGGCUGUCGCCUUCUACAAGGCCCUCUGGAACACCUUCCUCAUAGACGAGAAAGGCAAGAUAUCCGGCCAACGCGAGCCAGCCUUUGCGUCUCCCGAGCACACGAACGCCCGACACUUCGUCGACGAACCCCGUUGGGUUAUCACGAAAAUGAAUCUAGAGACUGUUCAUCGAGGGGAGAAAGAGCUCGUACAGCGCAAGGAAUGGUGGCUCAAGGGGGGCGGACAAUACCAGGAGCUUUGGUUCGUGGAAGCUCGCAUUGACCGCGCCCGAGGGCUCGCGGACGUCGGCAUCAGGAUGUGUGGGAGCAAUACUGGACUUGACACUGGAAACCCUAUUUUCCGUAAAUCGAUACAAUUGAGCGUUUUUGCCUCGGCUCAGAAGCUUCUGGAGGAGUAG
Anthostomella pinea is the source of this 594-nucleotide messenger RNA. The record is from the annotation of a GenBank genome assembly. NCBI's taxonomy places the organism in Eukaryota, Fungi, Ascomycota, Sordariomycetes, Xylariales, Xylariaceae.